ACUGUCACUGUGAUUAUGAUGUCAUUGUCAUGUAAUCACCAAAUCACUAAUGUAUAAAUGUAAAUUCAAUUUAUACACAAUAUAUUUUGUAAAUUAAGUAAGAACAUUCCAUGAAAUUAAAUAUAAAUAACAAUACCUUAAAUCGUUGAGGGUGUAAAUUAUAUUUCUAAUAACUAUGGCUCACAACAAUAUAAAGAUUUUACCAGGAGCGACAGUUUGCGAAGACUGUACCCUCGAAGGUGAUAUAACAAUAGGAGGAGGUACAGUUAUCCAUCCAAGAGUAACUAUUAUUGCAGAAGGCGGGCCAAUAAUCAUAGCGGAAUAUUGUAUUAUCGAGGAAUACUCCACUAUUAUACAUAAAAAGAGUGAUAAGCAAGAGAAUCCUCCAAAGCCACUGUUUAUAGGUGCACAUAAUGUUUUUGAAGUUGGAUGCCGAUUAGAAGCUCCAUGUGGGCACAUUGGAGAGAGUAAUGUAUUUGAAUGCAGGUCUUUUGUUGGUGUUGACAUCAAAAUAGGGAGUGGUUGUGUUAUUGGUGCUGCUUGUCAUCUAACUGCCCCACAAACAUUAAUUGACAACACAGUGAUAUGGGGAUCAGAACACCAUAUUAGGGAAGCACUAGAGAAGCAACCAUCACAACUACUUCAAUUGGACUUUUUGAGUAAAGUGAUGCCAAAUUAUCACAGAUUAAGGAAACCUAAUGUUCAUAAAAGGCAACCGUCUAGACAAUCACAGGAUUCUUCACCUAAACCAUGAAAAUAAAGAGAUAAUUAUUUUAAUUAAUAGCUUAAAGCAAUUGUAAAGUUUGUUGCACUCUGUAAAUUAUUAUUAAGGAAUUAUUCUGUAAGUAUUUUAUGUACUGCAAUGUCUGCAAUGCAACAUCUUGAAUUUGGCUAAGUUUUAACAACUCUAAUUUUUAAUUGAUAUAUUAAUUGGAAAUAAAAGUAUAGAAUGUUAUGAAGUUAGUGGCAAUUUGUUGCAACAGGAUAGGAACUGGUGUGAACAUUAUGGCUGGGUACAAAUUGUUGAUAUCUAACUUAUAUACUUUUUUUUAUAAUUUGCACCAUGUUUAUACUGCUUAUAUAAAAUUUUAACAAAUUAUCAUCUUUUUUACUAUAACUCCAUUACCAGUACAAUAUCAAUUUCCAUAUUUAAAUAACCACCAUUGAAUUGAUGCUAUUUUAUUCCCAAAGAGGGUUGAUGUUAGGCAGGCAGCUGGUCAUAAAACUAUAAGCCAAAUAAAUCUUUUUGUAAUAUGGACAAAAAAUAUAUUACAUCGACCCCAAAUAAUAAUUGGGAUAAGAGUAGGAAGAUGAUGAUGAUUAACUGCUGCUAUUUUGAGGAUAUGUACAAAUCUCAUAUAACUUAAUGUGUAGUGUAAAGUCAGCUUGUUUAAUAUUGUACAAGUAUUAUAUGACGUUGAAUUAAAUAUUUAAUAUGUAAAUUAUUUAAAAUACCACUUAAUAUCAUACAUAUAUAAUAGAAGUAUUAAUUAUUUCAAACUGUGCAAUUUUUUAUUUUGUUAUAUUCCAUGUUUUUUUUUUAUUGAAAUUUUCUUGAUUAACUACUAAAUAUUUCUGCUUUCGCUAGUAAGAAGAGGUUGGUACUUACAUAAUAAUUAUAUUUACUACCUAUAUAUAAAAUUAAUAUUCUUUAAAUUAUUUACUAUAUUUGUGGGUGUUGUAAGAGGAGUCACUAAGGGAGGGUGAGGGAUGGGCUGCAACACCCUUCUUAACACAUUUUUAAAGCCUAACAGCGGUUGCCAAUCCGCCUGCCAAGCAUGGCAACCACUGGCGAAAUCCGCCAAGGGGGAGGCUUAUGUUCACCAGUGGACAGUUAAAGGUUGAUAUGAUGAUGAUAGGCAUCAAAUAUUUAUUUAAUUACUGUAAAUUUAUAAAAAAAAAAAAAUUUAAUAUUUUCAAAAUAAAACUAUCAGAUAUAGAUAUAUAUUUAUAUCUAUAAAAUCAAUCAAUUAAAAAAAUACCUAGGUAGACGUUUAUCAACUUUGUUUUUUACUGUACGUCCUUUUCACAUAAAAUGUGAGCGAAACCUAGACAAAAAGAAAUAGAAUAUAAUGCGGGAGCAAGAACGAAAUACUUACCUAUUUAAGGGGGUUUGAUUAUAUUUUGCCUACCCUAGCAUCAAGAGUGGAGUUGUUAAUUAUGAGCAAAUAAUGUCUAAAAUAGUACAUAUCUAUUCGGAUUUUUUUAUGGGGCCAGAUCUCACCUAGAAAAUAAUCUGAAACUAUGUGGGGAGAGGGCAGCGACACAGAAAGUUAGCGACGUAUAUGAUGUAUAAGCUACCUUAUUAUAUUAGCAAGUAUUAGAGUACGUAGAUGUUAGAUAUUAUCCAUUGUCUAUUUUAUUGCAAAGACCCACAGAAGAGGUUGAGUCUAAAAGUACAUUACAGUCUAUAUUAUAAAAAAAAACAGACAACUUUUUUUUUUUUUUUUUUUUUUCUUCUUAUGUGGCGUUCACCCCGAUAUUAGGGUAUUUUGCCAAGAACAAAACGGGGAAACGAUAAUAGUAAUAAAAAUACCUAACACAAACGAAUUUAGAAAGGAUAAGGAUUAGGUCUAGGAUAUUUAUAGGAUAUGAAGGAUAUACUUGUACAUAUGAGAAUAUACUUAUAAAUAUAUAGGAAAAGCAAUUGAUGCAACUAUAAAUGUAUUCAUGUAAUAUAACUAAAUCUUAAUAUUGUUAUCAUAUAUAUAUGAAGAUAGUAUUUUAUAGAUAAUAGGAUCAUUGGAAGAAAGUAGAGUAAGAAUAGAAGUUGGGAAUGGAACACGGAUGGAUCGGAGAUGAUUAAAAAGGGAGGUGUGGUCAAAUUUAGAACAUGAGAAGAAUAUUUUUUUUUUUUUUUUUUUUUACAACACAGGGGGCAAACGAGCAUGCGGCUCACCUGAUGGUAAGUGACUACCGCCGCCCAUGAUCACCCACAACACCAGCGGCAUUGCAGGUGUGCUGCCGGCCUUUUAAAAAGGAAUAUACUCUUUUCUUGAAGGUUAUGUUGUCGUAUCGGUUCGGAAAUACUGCUGCUGGAAGUUGAUUCCAAAGAAUGGUUGUGCGUGGAAGAAAGUGCCUUGAAAAACGCACGGUGGAAGACCGCCACUCGUCCAGAUGAUUGGGAUGAAACUUUAGUUUGUGGCGGGUUGUACGGUGGUGAAAAUCAGCAGCAGGUAUCAAUCCGAACAAUUCCUCAGAACACUCCCCAUGAUAAAUUCGGUAGAAGAUGCACAGAGACGCAACAUCUCUGCGCAGUUUCAAUGGGUCAAGUCGGACAGUAAGGCGUUGACUAUCGAUAAUUCGAGCCGCCCGACUUUGAAUGCGGUCUAACGGAAGGAGUUGGUACUGUGGCGCUCCUGCCCACAGGUGAGAACAGUAUUCCAUAUGCGGCCUGACUUGGGCUUUAUAUAAUUUCAGGCGGUGUUCUGGCAUGAAAUAUCGUCUCACCCUAUUGAGCACUCCUAACUUUUUGGAAGCUAUCUUAGCCUUCUCCUCCAGAUGACCGCAAAACUGAUAUAUAUGAAUAUAUGAUUCAAGUCCGCCACUUCAGCACCGCAAUUACACGACGAACUUUGUACAAUACCAAGCUUGUAUAAAUGAGAAGGUGUGCAUACGUGACCUAGACGCAUACGAGUUAUAAUAGUUGUUGCGGUCUUUCCAAGCUUUAAUUUACAAAACCAUGGUUUGAAAGGAAUAUCGGGUUGUAUAAGGCGAUAAAAUCUUCCUUUUAUUGUACUUGUUUUUUCCCAAUAUUCCUUCCAGGCAUACCUUAAAUAUAUUUUUGGGAGACAAGCUAGGUCACUACAGUAAUUAUGAUACGGAUACAUAUCACCACAAGUUACAGCCUCUCUUGCAAUAAGGUCAGCUUUGUCAUUGCCGCUAAUACCACUGUGUCCUGGUAACCAGGCAAAAGAAACGGAAUACCUUCUCAACAUGCAAAGAUAAAGACUUUGUCUUAUGUCACAAAUAAUGGGAUAAACUGGUUUUGAUUUAAACGGAUAUUUGGCUAGAGCUUGCAAAGAGCUCAUAGAGUCAGUGAAAACUAUUGCCUUAUGUAAUUUCAUUAAAAGUAUAUAUUCUACAGCUUUUAAAAUACCAUAGCAUUCCCCGGUAAAAACUGAAGAUUCCGGUGGAAGUUUAAUUUUUUGAACGAUAUUAAAUUGUGAAUGAAACACACCCACACCUACACAACCGCUAUUGUCUGGUUUUGAUGCAUCAGUAAAGAUGUAGUGCCAUUCAUUCCAUUCAAUGUCAGUUAUAAACAUAAAUUUGGCAUUCAAUUCUGAAUCAUUUUUUGAUAACCCAAAAUCAUAUUUAAUAUUAGGAGAUAAAACUAAAGAUUGAUAUGAGCAUUUAUAAAUGGGAAAACAGGACGAUGUAAAAGUGGGAGAUUCUAUGGAUUUAUAUUUUUCAUAACUUUGUAUUAAACAUGGAGGUUUUUUAUGUUUCCAAUAAGAUGAAGACGAAAUAAAGAUAUAUAGUUGAGAUAACUUUUGAAUAAGCGGAUGAUCAGAUAAUUGUAAACAACGAAAAAAGAAGCGAUCAGAUAAAUAUUGCCUUCUUAAAACCAAAGGUGGAUCACCGACUUCGAGCUGUAAAGCAUUGAUUGGACUUGAUUUCAUUGCUCCAGAGAUAAUCCUCAAGGCCUUUGAUUGAAUUAAAUCCAAUUUCUUAAAAGCAAAUGAACUUCCUGGAGCUAACAAAAAAGUUCCAUAAUCAAUGACACUCCUUAUAAGACCAUUAUAAGCAAGUUUUAGUGAAACGGGAUGUGCUCCCCACCAAACUCCAGCAAGGCACCUAAGAAUGUUGAGGUUACGCUCACAUUUCGUGGAAAUAUAAUUACAGUGGGACAGACCUGUUAAUUUAUUAUCUAGCACGAUACCUAAAAAUUUAAUUUCAGUCUUUAUAGGAAUGUAUGAGUUAUCAUAAAGCACCUUAAUUUGUUGCGGUGAUCUCAUUCUUGAAAACAAAACUACACUACUCUUGGUUACAGAAAGAUUAAGACCAUUUGCAUCUAACCACGUUUUUAACAUAUCUAAUGAAUCAGAUAAUUUGGCAGAAGCAGAUUCUAUGGACUUCGCAAUAAAAUAUAAUAAGAGAUCAUCAGCAUAUUGUAAAAUUUUUACGGAUUUAUCAAGGAAUGAUUCUAGAUCGUAUGUGUAUAUGUUGAAUAAAAUUGGGCUGAGAACAGAUCCUUGUGGAAGGCCUUUCCAUACUGUUCUAGAUAAUUUGGUAUCUUCAUCUAGAUCCAUAUGUAUUGUUCUUUCUGAUAAAAUAUUAAUAAUGAAAUUAGAAAGCAUUACCGGUACAUUUAAAGCUUGUAAUUUAGUUUUUAAAAUAGAAAUUAUUACAUUAUCAUAGGCAGAAUUUAUAUCUAAAAAGACUGAGAGGAUUGACAAAUUUUGUGAGAAAGCUAUAUGAAUAUCUGAAAUAAGAACGCUCACAUUAUCUAAGGUGCUCUUACCUUUCCUAAAACCAAACUGGUUCGGGGAUAGUAAGUUAUUACUUUCUAAAAACCAUUCUAGACGGUUCUUCACUAAAUGUUCAGCUAGCUUUAGUAAGACAGAGGAAAGUGCAACAGGACGGUAUGAAGAUGGUUCAGAAGGUGGUUUAUGAGGCUUUAGAAAUGGUAUAAUAAUCUGAGACUUCCAUGAAGUAGGUAUAUUUCCCGAAAUAAUUAUGGAAUUAAUUAUAUUUAAAAAGUAAAUUAAUGUCGCAUCGCUAGCAUUUUUAAAAAAGGAAUACGGUAUACCGUCUUCUCCCGGUGCAGAGUCUUUAAUACAAGCUAGAACACCUUUAAGUUCUACAAGAGUAAAAGGAGACUCAAGUUCGGAUAAUUCGUCAGAGACGGAUAGAGAAAUAUUGUAAAGGCAUUCCGGCACAUAACUAGGAGCAAGGCGAUCUAAAAAUUUAUUCGCUAAAGUUAAAUCGAGUGCAGAACGUGAUGUAUGAUCACUGAAGGCAGAUCUGAAUCUUUUAAUAUUAUUCCAAACGACUGAUGAAUUAACUUCUGGACAGAUAGAAGAACAAAAUCUUCUCCAACCUUCCAAUUUCUUUUUUUUCAGUAGUUUUCGAGUAGAACGUGAAACUGCGGUGUAAAUUUCAAAAUUUUCUGAUGUCAUGUAAUUAUUAUAAUUUUUUUCAGCCUCUUUACGAUUUUUAAUUGCUUCCGUACAAUCUUUGUCCCACCAAGGUGGGGAGGGAAUUUUCCCUGAAGCACUAUUUUUAACAGGAAAUAAUAAAUCAGCAACCUCCUUCAUAUUAAUUAUCAAGUCAUUACAACAUUGAUGUUCAUUUCCAUGAUAAACAAUAGGUAACUCCGAUAUUUUAUUAUCUAAAUAUUGUUUGUAAAUAUUCCAGUCUACAUUUGAUAAAUUAUAUUUAAGUCGAGGACCACUCUUUCGACUUGAGGGAAUGGAAAUUGGAAAAGAAAGAAUGAGGGGAAAGUGAUCGCUUCCGAAGGUAGAGGAAUGAGGAUACCACGACAGUGAAGAAGCUAAAUCAGAAGAACAUAUUGAAAUAUCAGGAGCACUAAACCCUUCAUUCGGUGCAGUUCUACGUGUCGGUACAUCUGAGUUAAUAAUACAUAAGUUGAAAGAAGAUUGAAAAUGAGAUUUAUUGGAAGGAGAUGAUGAUGUUAAUACAUCUGAAUAUAGUUUAGAAGUUGGAGGAUGAAAUUUUGAUGCUUCAGCAUAAGAAACACAACUAUGGGCCAUU
Molecule: messenger RNA, 6720 nt
Organism: Galleria mellonella (greater wax moth)
Lineage: Eukaryota; Metazoa; Arthropoda; Insecta; Lepidoptera; Pyralidae
Gene: DCTN6-p27
Product: dynactin subunit 6
Exons: 5
Coding region: 176-754 (192 amino acids)
Biological process (GO): mitotic spindle organization
Cellular component (GO): dynactin complex
Molecular function (GO): dynein complex binding
Source: RefSeq, a predicted model, not a curated record